This is a messenger RNA of Ochlerotatus camptorhynchus, 3301 nucleotides long. RefSeq names its product probable protein phosphatase CG10417. Gene Ontology annotation, biological process: protein dephosphorylation. NCBI's taxonomy places the organism in Eukaryota, Metazoa, Arthropoda, Insecta, Diptera, Culicidae. The record is from RefSeq and is a predicted model, not a curated record. The coding region runs from base 259 to 2403 and encodes 714 amino acids. Gene Ontology annotation, molecular function: cation binding; protein serine/threonine phosphatase activity. The transcript has 6 exons.
CGGACAGUCGAAUGUGUGUGAAACUGUUUUCUUCCUUCGCCGCCGCCGUGAAACGUUGCGAAAAAAGCAGAUCUCCGGUGAAUUUUCUAAUGUACGCUAUUGAAUCGUGUCCGUUUGGGUUUAGAUACAAGUGCAUAACGAUCCGGAAGCCGGAAGUUACAAAAUAAGUCCAGGAGGUAACAGUGAUAUCCAGUGGAACUAGGUUAAAAUCGAACGUGCAAAUUUUCUCCUGCAAAGUGCUGCUGCCUGCAAGCCAAAAUGGGCGCGUAUCUAUCGGAACCACUCACAACGAAGGAUUCGAGCGAAGAGGCAAAUGAUUUGCUUGCUUGCGGUUCCAGCUCGAUGCAAGGCUGGCGGAUCAGCCAGGAGGACGCUCACAACUGCAUCCUGAGCUACGAUGAGAAAACAUCAUUUUUCGCCGUUUAUGACGGACAUGGAGGAGCGGAAGUGGCCCAUUAUUGCAGUUUGCAUCUUCCUACAUUUCUCAAAAAGUUGCAAUCAUACAAGGCAAAGGACUUUGAGCAAGCUCUUAAGGACGCAUUCAUAGGAUUCGAUGCGUCUUUGCUCAACGAGAAGGUCAUAGAUGAGUUGAAGAGAUUGUCUGAUAAAACAAACGGAGAAGAAGCAAUUGAAGACGACGAUGAGGAGGAAGAGGACGAUAAUGUUGAUGAUCUAUGCAAGGAGGCGUGUAUGCCCCUAAACGAGGUGUUGCAAAUGUACAAAAAGGAUAAAAAGAAUCCAGCACUCAGCAAGAUAAAGGAAGGAAACAGUUCGAAGCCGGCAUCGCCAUUUCUGAAGGGCAAACGAAAGGGUUUAGCGGAAGGAGAUGAGCCCGGACCCAGCUCUAGCAACGCAGGAGCUUCCACAGCCGGCCCUUCGAAGUCAGCCGAAGCUGAUAGCAAGAAACCCGGUAGUGCAGAUGCUGCAGACUCCACUGUGAGCAGCUCAAGCAACAAAACCGAAGAAGCUGCCCAGAAACCGGAAUCAUCGUCGUCGGCAACUAAGAAGAAUGUCGACCAAAGCGAUGAGAUAAGCGAAUCCGAUGGAAUCGCUGCCAUUAAAGCAAAAGCGGAAGAAUGUGCUCCGGACAGUUCCUCUGCCCCUGUCGCUAACGGUGAUGUCGGAGAUUCUGCUAACAAAUCGGCAGUAUCAUCUUCAGUUUCCGCACAGGAGAAUGGGGAAGUCUCAAGCAAUAGCGCAAGAGAAAGCAGCACCAACAAGAACAUGCCUGAUCUAGCGGAAUCGUCAUCAGGCAGCAAGAGCGCUGCAAGUGUGGAUAGCUCGUCAGCGGGAUCCUCCUCUUCCGCUGCACCGGUUGGUGCGAAGAAACGAAGCGUAAAGAACGGAGUACCAAAUCUCGCGGUUUACGAUUCCGAUGACGACGAUACGGAAACGGAUGACGAGUUUCCACCCGUUCAGGAUUCGAACGAGACUUCAAGCACGGAGGAUGGCGAAGAAGAUGCCUUCGGGGAAGAAGUAAGCGAAGAAGAAGAGGAUGAAGAAGGCGAAGGCGAGUAUGACGAAGAAGAGGAAGAUUACAUGAACGAGGAAGAUGAAGCAUUCAUGAAUAACAUCACGGAUGAGCCAGGCAAGGACAGCGGUUGCACGGCCGUUGUUGCGUUGCUGCAUGAUAAGGAACUGUUCGUAGCUAAUGCCGGUGACUCACGGUGUGUCGUAUGCCGAAAAGGAAAGGCGUUGGAAAUGAGCAUUGACCACAAGCCGGAAGAUCAAGUCGAAUUUGACAGGAUACAGAAAGCUGGUGGUCGGGUUACACUGGACGGUCGCGUGAAUGGUGGACUCAACCUUUCGCGAGCUAUCGGCGAUCAUGGCUACAAGAUGAACAAGAAGCUCCCACCAGAGGAACAGAUGAUUUCCGCUCUACCGGACAUCAAGAAGAUCACUAUUUGCCCGGAUGAUGAAUUCAUGGUGUUGGCUUGCGACGGGAUCUGGAAUUUCAUGACCAGCGACGACGUUGUUGAGUUCGUGCAGGAUCGCAUUGCGGAUCCAACCAAAAAACUGUCGGAUAUCUGUGAAGAGAUGUUCGAUUACUGCCUGGCACCGCACACAAAGGGCGAUGGUACCGGUUGCGACAACAUGACCGCAAUCAUAGUUCAGUUCAAGCCAAACUUGGCUGGUGCGGCAUCGAGGAAGCGAGCUUGUUCACCAGAACCUGAAACGACUGGCACUGAAAGCGACUGCAAGAAGCCCAAAACCGAAUCAAACGCCAGCUCAACGACGGUGGGUAGCAAUGGUAGCACCAGCAGCAGCAGCAACUGUGAAACGACUACCAAAGGUACCGCAAGUAACAAUGACGAGAAAGAGGCCGCUGCUGCCGUGGCAUCGAUCGAAUCCAGUUCCGCUAUGGACGCCGGUGAUGACAAUAUGGCAUCCUCUUCAACGUGAAUCUGUCAAUGAGUGCAUUACACGCUAGCAAACCCAUAUAACUACAUCUAUCAUUCAAUCGUGAGCGCAGUAAGUACUUUUGUUACUCUGAAAUCAAGUUCCGUGCAAAUACCCCGUCAUCUACUUACAAAACCUGCAGCCAAAACGGAAUUCAACCGAAGAUGAUCCUUCUCAUGUACAGGAAACUCGUAGCAUUUCCUGUCCCCUGUUUCAUCCUACUCUCGCCCAUCCACCGGACGAUUUUAAAUUGUAAACCAUUGAUCAGUACCCAUUUGUCCUAAUGUGUAAGUUUAGAUGGAUCUAGAUUAUUAUGAAAAGUUGUAGCCAAACACAUUUACACUUAAUGACACUAUUGCGUAUGUUCAGUAUUUGAGAGUAGCCGAUGCCAACAAACGUCAAAGCCACACCUAUGUUGAUUUGCUAUGCUAAAGUAUUGGACAGAUUUACAAAUUUGAUCAUUCAAAUGUAAAUUACAGCAUUAUUCCCGAUCAGAAAAAGCGAUUGAGAAUCAUGCAAUAAUAUAAAAUUUUACUAGAUUGGCAGAACAAGAACUUUACAUUCACCUGAUAAACAGUAGUGUCUAGAUGGCAAAAAGAAAUGUAUCUGUAGUGAAACUUACCUGUAACACAAAGACAUGAGCAAAACUUUCCAUCUUAUGUAAAUAUUACUCGAAACAAAAGAAAACAAAAAUAAGAUUGAUAACAUAUUUUGUGUGGAAAGGCAAACAAACAAGUAGCAUCUCUGUGGGUCGUAUAUUUUACCGGAAAUGACAUACAUUUUCUGCAAACAUUACAAGUCCCUCUCUUUCACCCUCUGCAUGCCUACGCAACACACGCCGACAGAUAACACAGAUUUGUAGUUACAAGAGAAAGGGCAAUAAAGUGUCUUUCGAUCGAAA